UUUGUUAAAUCCAUAUGGUUGGUUACUUCUCAGCUUUGGUAUUUAUAAAGAAUGGUUUGGUUGAUAAUCUGAAGUACCUGAAAGAUUGGGAAAAGGGCGAUCCAUGUACAUCUAACUGGAUUGGAGUUAAUUGUUUCAACAAAGCUGGAGCCAAUGGCUACUUGCAUGUCAAGGAACUCCGUAUGAUGGCUAUGAAUCUUUCUGGAAAUUUAACACCUGUGAGUUGUUACACAUAUUACUGCAUUGUACAGAUAUUUUGAUAUUAAGAUAUAGUAGAGUUUUACUGAUUUUUCUAUCUGUUUUGCUUAUUAUUAUCUUUAUAAUUCUCU
Solanum stenotomum is the source of this 329-nucleotide messenger RNA. RefSeq names its product probable LRR receptor-like serine/threonine-protein kinase At1g06840. The record is from RefSeq and is a predicted model, not a curated record. Bases 15 to 260 code for a protein of 81 amino acids. Lineage: Eukaryota; Viridiplantae; Streptophyta; Magnoliopsida; Solanales; Solanaceae. The transcript is spliced from 2 exons.